This is a messenger RNA of Spodoptera exigua (beet armyworm), 2879 nucleotides long. The record is from the annotation of a GenBank genome assembly. NCBI's taxonomy places the organism in Eukaryota, Metazoa, Arthropoda, Insecta, Lepidoptera, Noctuidae.
GUCACUGUCAAACGUCAAAUAUAAUGUCAAAUAAUGAUGUUUCGCGCGUUUUAUGUACGUGUGUUUAUUAAUUUUAAAAAUAUUAUCCCUUAUCUUCCAUGCAAAUUAAAACAUUCAUUAUUAAUAUGUUGAGAUGAAUCAAUUUGAACAGAUUCCAGCUCUAACAGAUGGAGCCAAAGAUUGCCUGCAGAUCAAGUGACUCAUGAAAUUUUUAGUGAAAGUGCUAGUGCCCUGUAGACUAGCGUUACAAGUACAGCUAAGAGCAACCAAAACUAUUCCUACAUAUUCACUCCGUGUGACAUCAAACCUUCCAUAUGUUAAUACCAGAACUAUGGCACAGCGCAGCAUCACAUCUUUUUUCAAAGUAACUCCCUCCAAGCAAGUGGCCAAAGAAGAAAAAUCUGAUAAAGACAAUGGCAUAGUGAAUGGUGAUGAUUCCUCAAGCAGCCCUGAUAAUACCAAGAUAUCAAAGCGACCUCGCCUAGAGAGCAGUGAUAGUGACUCAUCACCCAAAAAGAAGCAGCAGAGCACUACAGAUGGCAAAGUUAAGAAGAAAGUAAAACGGCAACGCAUUGAAAGCUCAGGGAGUGAAGCUGAGGCCUCAUCAGAGAAUGAUCACUCUCCAGCAGGCACCGCGCCCGCCACCAGCCCCUCACCAAAAAAGCCACAGAUUAAAGUUGAAAAGUCUUCACCUAAAACAUACCAAUCGCCUAAAAGUAAAAAGAAGAAACCACUUACAGAACCCAACGGGAUCAAGAAGAGUCCCUCACCAAAAAAAAUUAAGAAAGAGAAUUCUACAGAGGACACCAAACACGAGAGUACAGUGAAGGAAGAGAAGGGCGAUGUCCUGGAGCUGAGUAGUCCGGAACAGCUGGUGCCAGAAGCGGAGUACGACCCCAGCAAGGCGCGCUACCACCCCGUGCGGGACGCGUGCUGGGCGCGCGGCCGGCCCGUGCCCUACCUGGCGCUGGCGCGGACGCUGGAGCUGGUGGAGGCCACCUCGGCGCGCCUCAAGAUCAUCGACACACUGGCCAACUACCUGCGCUCCGUGAUAGCGCUGACGCCGGAGGACCUGCUGGCCAGCGUGUACAUGUGCCUGAACCAGCUGGCGCCGGCCUACGAGGGCCUGGAGCUGGGCGUGGCCGAGACCUACCUCAUGAAGGCCGUGGCGGGCAGCACGGGGCGCACGCUGGCGCAGGUCCGCGCGGGCGUGGCGCGCGAGGGGGACCUCGGCCGCGUCGCCGAGGCCGCGCGCGCCGCGCAGCGCACCAUGUUCCCCGCGCCGCCCCUCACCCUGCGCGGGGUCUUCGCCGCCCUACAGGACAUCGCGCGCACCACUGGCCAGGCUUCCAUGAACAAAAAGAUCAGCAAGAUCCAGACACUAUAUGUCGCUUGCAGACACUCGGAGGCCAGGUACCUUAUAAGGUCACUGGAAGGCAAGCUGCGCAUCGGUCUGGCGGAGCAGUCAGUGCUACAGGCGCUGGCGGUGGCCACGGUGCUGACUCCGCCGGGCCCCGACGGUGUCACAGAGCUCGACGCCUCAAAGAACAUGUCGCCCGAACAGUUCAAGGCGCGCGUGGAGUCGCAGGCGCUGAGCAUCAAGUCAGCGUACUGCCAGUGCCCGCACUACGGGCGCCUGCUGGCGGCCCUGCUGCGGCACGGCGCGUCCGCGCUGGCGGACCACGUGCGCCUGCAGCCCGGCAUACCGCUCAAGCCCAUGCUGGCGCAUCCCAGCAAGAACGUCUCGCACAUAUUCGACAGGUUCGAGGACGAGCAGUUCACGUGCGAGUGGAAGUACGACGGGGAGCGCGCCCAGAUCCACGUGCCGGCCGGGGCCGACGGCACCGCGCCCGACCUGCAGGGCGCAGCCGUCUUCAGCAGGAACCAGGAAAAUAACACCAGCAAGUACCCGGACAUCCUGCGCCGCCUGCCCGCGCUGCUUAAGGAGUCGGUGACGAGCUGCGUGCUCGACUGCGAGGCUGUCGCAUACGACACUGAGAAGAAGCAGAUCCUGCCCUUCCAGGUGCUGUCGACGCGCAAGCGCAAGGAGGCGCGCGAGGAGGACAUCCGCGUGCAGGUCUGUGUCUUCGUGUUCGACCUCCUCUACCUCAACGGGGAGUCCACCGUGCAGCGCCCUCUGCUGGAGCGCCGGGCCUUGCUGCGGGAACACUUCCGGGAGACUCCAGGCGAGUGGCAGUUUGCGACCAGUCGGGACUGUACCACGGUGGACGAGGUGCAGCAGUUCAUGGAGGAAGCCGUGAAGAACUCCUGCGAGGGACUCAUGGUGAAGGCGCUCAGUGGAGAGCAAGCGCGGUACGAUAUCGCGCGCCGCUCACACAACUGGCUCAAGCUGAAGAAGGACUACCUGGACGGAGUGGGCGACACGCUGGACCUGGUGGUGAUCGGCGCGUACCUCGGGCGCGGCAAGCGCGCCGGCGUGUUCGGGGGCUUCCUGCUGGCGUGCCGCGACCCCGACAGCGAGCAGUACCAGGCGCUGUGCAAGCUGGGCACCGGCUUCAGCGACGACCAGCUCCGCGACCUCACGGCCGAGCUGCGGCCGCUGCAGCUGGCCGCGCCGCGCGCCUACUACAGCGCCGGCGCCGCGCCCGACGUCUGGCUCGACGCCGCCGCCGUCUGGGAGGUCCGCGCCGCCGACCUCUCGCUGUCGCCCGCGCAUCGCGCCGCCAUCGGACGCGUCGCGCCCGACAAGGGCAUCUCGCUGCGCUUCCCCAGGUUUGUCCGGGUGCGUCCGGACAAGCGGCCGGAGCAGGCGACGACGGCGGCGCAGGUGGCCGACAUGUACCUGGCACAGGACCAGGUCAAGAACUCCGCCGCCUCGCUCGCACACUACGACGAAUUCUACUAAACGCGCCGCACGC